Heteronotia binoei (common prickly gecko) is the source of this 1831-nucleotide messenger RNA. RefSeq names its product receptor activity modifying protein 3 (gene RAMP3). The record is from RefSeq and is a predicted model, not a curated record. The transcript has 4 exons. Gene Ontology annotation, cellular component: cell surface; membrane; signaling receptor complex. Gene Ontology annotation, biological process: calcium ion transport; G protein-coupled receptor signaling pathway; regulation of G protein-coupled receptor signaling pathway. Lineage: Eukaryota; Metazoa; Chordata; Lepidosauria; Squamata; Gekkonidae. Gene Ontology annotation, molecular function: coreceptor activity. The coding region runs from base 7 to 630 and encodes 207 amino acids.
GACCGGAUGCUGCGGAAUGAAGAGCAGGUCCCCGGCUGGAGAGGGGUUGUGCUUUUGGUGGAGGAUCCGGGCUUGCCUUGGCGGUGCCGCUUCCUUCCAGUCCAUGCUUGCUGCUUUCCCCACCAACUCCCGGCGGCGUUUCCUGCGAGCACGAGACUGGGGAUGGAGCUCCACGCUUUGGGGCUGGUGCAACUUUCCCUCUUCGCCCUGUGGGUGAAUGGCCUAAUGAUCAUUGGAUUAGCAGGUGCACAACAGGGGAUUGUCUGCAAUGAAUCCCUCAUGUUACAAAAGUUGCCAGUGUGUGGGAAAUCCUUUGAAGAGAUGAUGCACAAAGUGGAUUCUCGAAAGUGGUGCAACUUGACAGAAUUUAUCCUAUAUUACAACAACUUUACCCUGUGCACGGAACACGAGGCUGCCACGGCAAAAUGCUUUUGGCCGAACCCCCUGGCUGAAGGCUUCAUCACCAGUAUCCACAGACAGUUCUUUUCAAACUGUAGCACAGAAAAAAUUCACUGGGAGGACCCACCGGAUAAAAUUCUCAUCACCCUGAUUCUAAUCCCUGUUCUGCUCACCAUGGCCAUGAUCGGGCUGGUGGUCUGGUGUAGCAAGAGGAGCGACAUUUUGGUGUGACCUGCUCUUACUGUCCUCGCCAUUUUCUUUCUUGCUCGAGAACAAGGGAGGGGGAGAAAUACCCCUAUACGUUUUAUGCACCCCAGAGCUCUAUGGUGCGUGAAGCGAUAAGGGCGUGUGUGAAUUUUCCUGGAGUCACGCAACCCUACUACCUAUAGCCAUUGCUUCUCCAAUGAUAUCAAUAUUAUGUUGACAAUGGGCACAGCAGCGGCUCAUGAUCGCCAUGGUUCUUGGAAUGGACGCCAUAGCGAGCUACCUGAAGACACAAUCCCAACCCGCUAUCCACCAUUGAGGCUUGUCUUGUUGAAACUCAAGAUGGAAACCCAGCGGUUGCAUGAAAUCUUUUAACUUGGCUGUGUGUGUGUGUGUUCCAGAGCAGAUGGGUACACACGCUGAACAUCCACCAUAUUUCCUGUAAGCUUUCCUUGGGACUCAAAGUGAACCGUUGAGGCUUUUAAGUGUGAACUUGAGCGAUUUCUUCACCAAAGAGACAUUACACGAGUAUCGCUGAAGGUUGUUGUUUUCUUCUUUUUCUGAAGUGUCUACACAUGGCCAAACAAAAGUUUAAUCAUCCUUGGAGUGACAAAUUGACAGUGAAUCAGCUCACAACUUUUGAGUGAACGCGUCUCCACGUAAGGAAAUAUCAAAAAAGCUCCUUAACAGAUAACAUCUUGCCGCUGAAAGCCUUUAGAGGAAGACGAUGGGUUUUUUUUUGCAGGGCCGAAAAGAUAGGAGGCUGUGCAGUGGCUUGUUAAAAUUGGCAAAAGAACUGUUAUAUGCCUUGCUUUUGAAAACAAAUAAACAAAAAACUACUAUCAUUAAUAUUGUUAAUUUUAGCAGCGUUCUUUUCUGUGAAUUCCAGAGUCUUUUGUGCUUGUGAUACACUUUAAAUAGACUGGUCUAAUAAUGAGAAAAUACGGCAAUCAUGUUAGUAACUGGUGCCUUUCAGAGCUUAUGUGUUGGUAGAUACUUUUCAUGAACAGAUGAACUCCACCCAGUAGUCUUAACGCUACUUGGGAAGUGGUGUCUAUAUUAUAAUGCAGCCUUGCCAGAACAAUAACGUCUCUUUAUCUCACAACAAGCAUCAGAUUGGCCACACGUGAAGCUAAAUGUUCUUGUUUGAGCAUCGAGACCUUUCAGUCAUAAACACAAUUGUUUUCAUACCUCCUGUCAUUAAAUAAAGCUAGAACUGCUUACCAGC